AUGUCCAGAAGAAACUACACUGAAGUGACAGAAUUUAUUCUCUUGGUGCUAACAAGCCAUCCAGGGUUGCAAGUUGCCUUCUUUGUGCUAUUCCUUAUAGUUUACAUUAUCACUGUGAUAGGAAACCUGGGCAUGACUGUUUUAAUCAAAAUCAAUUUUUGUCUUCACACCCCCAUGUACUUUUUUCUCUCAAGUUUGUCUGUCCUAGAUCUGUGUUUCUCCACAAAUGUUACUCCCAAAUUGUUAAAAAAUUUCCUAUCUGAGGAGAAGACCAUCUCAUAUGCAGGGUGUUUGGUGCAGUGCUAUACUGUCAUUGCUGUGGCCCUUACAGAGCACUGCAUGUUAGCUGUAAUGCCCUAUGACCACUACACAGCCAUCUGUAACCCCCUGCUCUACAGCAGCAAGAUGUCCAAGAGUGUCUGUGUCCACUUGGUCAUCAUUCCUUAUGUCUAUGGCUUCCUCCUCAGUGUGAUGGAAACUCUGAGGACCUACAACCUCUCCUUCUGUAGUGCUAAUGAGAUUAACCAUUUCUACUGUGCUGAUCCUCCUCCUAUCAAACUGGCAUGCUCUGACACCUAUAGCAAAGAGUUGUUGAUGUAUGUAGUUGCUGGCUACAGCAACAUCCAAUCUCUCCUGGUCAUUCUCACAUCCUACAAGUUCAUCCUGGUUGCCAUCCUCAGAAGCCAUUCAGCAGAGGGGAGGAAAAAAGCUUUUUCCACCUGUGGCUCCCACUUGACAGUGGUCACAAUCUUCUAUGGGACCCUCUUCUGUAUGCAUUUGAGAUGUCCCACAGAGGAGUCUGUGGAGCAGGGCAAAAUGGUGGCCAUGUUUUAUACCACAGUGAUUCCCAUGCUGAGCCCUAUGAUCUGUGGUCUCAGGAACAAGGAUGUGAAAGAGGCAUUGUGA
This is a messenger RNA of Choloepus didactylus (southern two-toed sloth), 906 nucleotides long. RefSeq names its product olfactory receptor 1030-like. Lineage: Eukaryota; Metazoa; Chordata; Mammalia; Pilosa; Megalonychidae. The transcript has a single exon. Gene Ontology annotation, biological process: G protein-coupled receptor signaling pathway; sensory perception of smell. Gene Ontology annotation, cellular component: membrane. The record is from RefSeq and is a predicted model, not a curated record. Gene Ontology annotation, molecular function: odorant binding; olfactory receptor activity. Bases 1 to 906 code for a protein of 301 amino acids.